This is a messenger RNA of Gossypium raimondii (Peruvian cotton), 1225 nucleotides long. Its product is annotated as ABC transporter I family member 1. The record is from RefSeq and is a predicted model, not a curated record. The transcript has 2 exons. The coding region runs from base 428 to 955 and encodes 175 amino acids. NCBI's taxonomy places the organism in Eukaryota, Viridiplantae, Streptophyta, Magnoliopsida, Malvales, Malvaceae. Gene Ontology annotation, molecular function: transmembrane transporter activity; ATP hydrolysis activity; ATP binding. Gene Ontology annotation, biological process: cytochrome complex assembly.
UUUGAAAAGGCUUUUCUCUUUCUUCUAUCAUCAUUUUCCUCCUGCCAUCGUCCUCCUUCUAUCUCUCGUCUCUGCAAGUUAGGUUUUUUUUUCUCUUCUCAUCUUAGUCCUCACCCACCGCUGUGUCCGCUGGUUUUCGCCGGAUCUGACCCAUAUCCCGUGUGGGAAUCCGUGUCGACACGGUCACUGCACCCCAAAUUGCAGAGUCCAGUUGUAUUGCGAAAUCGCCAAACCAAACCUGAGGUAAUAUUAUUGUUCAACUUCAACGCCUGUGAGGAAGCCUCCACUCCCUAGAAUUCUUCUCAACGACGUGUCUUGCAUGAGAAAUGCACAACAAAUCUUGCGGCACGUGAAUAUGUAGGUUCAUGAUGGUGGAGCACUUGUGUUGACAGGGAGCAACGGCUCUGGCAAGACCACAUUCCUGCGUAUGUUAGCGGGAUUCUCUCGACCUUCUGCUGGUCAGAUACUUUGGAACGGCCAUGACAUUAGUCAGUUAGGAAUCUUCCACCAAUACAAGCUUCAACUAAAUUGGCUUUCCCUCAAGGAUGCAGUGAAAGAAAAGUUCACGGUCCUUGACAAUGUUCAAUGGUUUGAGGUUCUUGAAGGUAAGCAUGGUAAGUCCUUGCCAGCCCUGGAGCUCAUGGGCCUAGGAAGACUGGCAAAAGAUAAGGCAAGAAUGCUUUCAAUGGGACAACGAAAGAGGCUUCAGCUCGCUAGGUUGCUUGCCAUCGAUAGGCCGAUUUGGUUAUUAGACGAGCCUUCUGUUGCAUUAGAUGACGAAGGGGUGAGGUUGUUAGAAUAUAUUAUUGCAGAGCAUAGAAAGAAGGGUGGGAUUGUAAUCGUUGCAACGCAUCUCCCAAUUCAGAUUGAAGAUGCCAUGAAUCUGAGGUUGCCACCUAUGUUCCCCAGAAGGAUGACUUUGGUAGACAUGCUCGAUCGUGCUGACAUUGCAUAAACCAGACCUCUGCCCAUAAGUUCGACCAUAACUCUUCUCCUCCUCACUCAUCUUUGCCUAUUCUUGAUAUCGUUUUAGAAACUUUUAUCCCUAAUGUCCAUUUAUGCCACUGGUUACAUGUCUUGGCGCUCCUUGCAUAUUUACAUGGUGGCUACCAGCUAGAAAUUCUCUCUUAAAUGUCCUAGUACGCUAGUACAAAUUUUUUAACUUAAAUUUUUGAGGGAGAAAAAGAAAAUAUUUAAUUCAAAUAUUUGAUUGAUUUCAUCGCUU